Molecule: messenger RNA, 1410 nt
Organism: Sphaerodactylus townsendi
Lineage: Eukaryota; Metazoa; Chordata; Lepidosauria; Squamata; Sphaerodactylidae
Product: torsin-1B-like
Exons: 4
Coding region: 25-1059 (344 amino acids)
Biological process (GO): nuclear membrane organization; protein localization to nucleus
Cellular component (GO): nuclear envelope; endoplasmic reticulum lumen
Molecular function (GO): kinesin binding; ATP hydrolysis activity; ATP binding
Source: RefSeq, a predicted model, not a curated record
CGCCGGGCGCCCCGCGAGUCCGCCAUGCAGCCGCCGCCGCCGGGGCUGGCGCUGCUGCCGCUGCUGCUGCUGGCCGCGGUGGGGCCGCCGCCGUCGGGCGCGCUGGAGCCCAUCAGCGUGGGCAUCGCCAUCGGGGCGGCGUCGGCGCUCACCGGCUACCUCUCCUACCCGGGCUUCUACUGCGGCUUCGUGGAGUGCUGCCCCGGAGAGCAGGACCGGCCCAACGGAACCGCCCUCAGACUGAAUCUGGACGCCAAACUCUUCGGGCAGCACCUGGCCAAAGAAGUGAUCCUGAAAGCCCUGACCGGGUUCAUCAACAACCCCAACCCCAAGAAGCCGCUGACCCUCUCUUUGCACGGCUGGGCCGGCACCGGCAAGAACUUUGUCAGCCAGAUCAUCGCGGAGAACGUUCACAAAGCCGGCCUGAAGAGUAAAUUCGUGCACCUUUUCCUCUCCACUCUUCAUUUCCCGCAUGAUCAUGAAAUAAAGCUGUACAAGGACCAACUGCAGAAGUGGAUCCGGGGUAAUGUGACCGCUUGUGCAAAGUCCGUAUUCAUAUUUGACGAAAUGGAUAAACUUCACCCGGGGCUGAUUGAUGCCACUGCCGCUCUCGACUACCGCGAGCAGAUUGACGGCGUGUCCUAUCGAAGAGCCAUCUUUAUUUUCCUCAGGUGGCCUGUGGCACAGCAGCCUGAUCGACCGAAACCUCAUAGACUAUUUUAUCCCAUUCCUUCCUCUGGAGUACAAACAUGUGAAAAUGUGCAUCCGGGCAGAAAUCCAGUCCCGUGGCAACGAAAUAAUCGAGACCGUAGUCCAGAAGGUGGCGGACGAGAUGACCUUCUUCCCAAAAGAGGAGCGGAUCUACUCGGUCAAAGGCUGCAAGACAGUCCAGACCAAGUUGGACUUUUACUGAGAUUUUUAAAAACCACACUGAACUGGGAAGUGGAGGACUAUAAACAUUUGGACCUUCCCGCCACCUCUACUUUUCUGACGCACUUUUUGGGGAGGGGGACGAUGACAAAUCUGUGGAUAUGCACUUUUGAAUGCUUUGUGAUAUGAGACAUGUUUUCAGGAAGCUGCUGGGGUUUUUACAGUACAGUUUGGUCUUUUCCUCCCCAACCAUCCUACCAUCAAAAGAUUGCCUUUUUAGAUUACAGAGAUGCCUUCAGAAGCACUCUUAAGUGUGCCGAGCAGUGUAAGGUGACCACUGCGCUCUCUGAAAUGGUUUCUCAUCUCUCUCUCCCUCUUGGCUGCAAAGCUAAAAAGGGAUGUUACAGGAUUCCAUUAUGUUACACCUUUUACCAGUGGCGUAUCUACCUAGGGAGAAGGGGUACCCUUGUCCCUGGGCGCCACUCUUCUGGUCACAUGGGGGGCGCAAAAUCGGCCCCCCACAUUACCAGGAAGUCCUGC